CCCGGCCAGAUUUCACCAUCAUCCAGGACAGCUCACGAUCCAGCCAUGACCAUCGGCGGCAACAAGAGCAAGCAGACCAAGAGCAAGCGCGGCGGAAAGGGUCCGUCGACCCCCUCCCGGUUCUCCAGAAAUGACGACGAGUCCUUCUGGGACGAGCCCCGCGAAAACCCUGGUGCUGGUCCGGACAAUUCUGGUGACGAGGAAGAUUCCGAAAACGAGUCUGAGCGACGGCCCGCCGAGAUCAUUCCCUCGAGUGAAAUCAUCAACCCCAACCGUGCUACCCAGAAGAACGUCAAGCUGUCGGACCUUGGUUCGUCCGGCCCCGUGGAGCUGAGCCGACGAGAGCGUGAGGAGAUCGAGCGGGAGCGCAAGAAGGCCGAGUUCUGGAAGGCCCAGGCCGAGGGCAAGACCGACCAAGCCCGUGCCGAUCUGGCCCGCCUGGCCAUCAUCCGCAAACAGCGCGAAGAGGCCGCCAAGAAGAAGGCCGAGGAAGCUGCCAAGGCUCAGGUGAAGGCAUCCAAGGCCGAGUCACUCGCAUCCAGCAAGUCCGUCAUCUCCUCCCGCCUGGGCAAGAAAUAAAGUCGCCCAGCUGCGGCUCUGGCUCUGGCUCUGGCUCU
Messenger RNA from Polychytrium aggregatum, 617 nucleotides. RefSeq names its product casein kinase substrate phosphoprotein PP28-domain-containing protein. The record is from RefSeq and is a predicted model, not a curated record. Gene Ontology annotation, cellular component: cytosol. The transcript is spliced from 4 exons. Bases 46 to 579 code for a protein of 177 amino acids. NCBI's taxonomy places the organism in Eukaryota, Fungi, Chytridiomycota, Chytridiomycetes, Polychytriales. Gene Ontology annotation, molecular function: RNA binding.